Molecule: messenger RNA, 322 nt
Organism: Paraglomus occultum
Lineage: Eukaryota; Fungi; Glomeromycota; Glomeromycetes; Paraglomerales; Paraglomeraceae
Source: the annotation of a GenBank genome assembly
CACGAAUCAAUGGUUCCAUCACUUUGGCAACACGGAUCGGGUGAACUUCCGCAGCAUGGACCGGAAGGAUCCAUACAGCACGGAUCGUUUGGAUUUUGACAGCACGAAUCAAUGGUUCCAUCACUUUGGCAACACGGAUCGGCACGAAUCAAUGGUUCCAUCACUUUGGCAACACGGAUCGGGUGAACUUCCACAGCAUGGACCGGUUGGAUCUAUACAGCACGGAUCGUUUGGAUUGAAACAGCACGUAUCGCCUGGAAAACAACACGAGACUGUGCCGUUUGUAUCUACAAACGCAACACCGGGGCAAGUUGGUCUAUAA